GAGUGGUGAAAGGGGUUCGCCCCUUUUCAACGCUGUCGCUAUAAAGUGUGUCCCGUUGUGCAACAGAAGCAUAGUUUAGCUGAACGCACAAUCAACAUGUUUGCCAAGAUCAUCGUCGCCUCUGCGGCUGCGGCUGCUGCCUACGCCGGAGGCAUCGCUGCUCCCGCUUACGGCCUUGCCGCCCCUGCUCUGGCUCACGGAUACGCUUCCCCAGCUCUCACCGCUGGAUACGCUGCGCCUCUGGCUUACGCUGCAGCCGCCCCCGUAGCUAAGAUCGCUGCUGCCCCUGUAGUGGCUAAGGCAGACAUCGCCUACCCUCCCCAGCCAUACCAGUUCGGUUAUGAGUCUGUCGAUGAGUAUGGCACUAAGCAGGCUCGCCAUGAGGUCUCUGAUGCCUACAACAACAAAAAGGGUUCGUACUCGUUCGUCGAUGCUCGUGGCAUUUCCCGUCGCGUUGACUACGUUGCUGAUGUUGCUGGAUUCCGAGCCACCAUCCACACGAACGAGCCCGGAACUGCUCCUUCGGCUCCGGCUGCAGCUCUCUACAACUCCGCGCCUGUUGCAAUUAAGGCCAUUGGUGCCGCCCCCGUGGCGGUCAAGACCGUUGCUGCUGCCCCCGUUGCCGCCUACGCUAAGGCUCCUGUCACUGCUCUCGGCUAUGGACCUUAUUACAAUGGUAAAUCCACUUUCCCGUGUAUCCGCCGGUUGGAUGUUCGCGGGCGUCGCAAAUUUUUCUGGUCUUUUGUGGAGUGGCGGCUUGGACUCGCCCCUUUAAACGGCGCUAUAAAGACUGCUUGGCCGUCUACCGAAAGCGUAUUUCACCAAUACAUCGAAAAAUACAACAUGUUCACCAAGAUCGCCGUCGCCUCCGCGGUACUUGCCGCCGCCUAUGCGCGGGACAUCGCUGCUCCUGCUUACGGCCUCGCUGCGCCCGCUUUGGCCGCUCCUGCUUUGGCUGCUCCUGCUUUGGCUGCUCCUGCUUUGGCUGCCCCUGCUCUGACCGCCGGGUACGCUGCCCCUACUCUGGCCGCCGGAUACGCUGCCCCUGCUUUGGCUGCUCCCGCGCUUGCACAUGGAUAUGCCGCUCCCCUGGCCCAUGCUGCCCCCCUGGCUCAUCCUGCCCCCCUAGCCUAUGCUGCAGCCGCACCCGUAGCUAAGAUCGCUGCCGCCCCCGUUGUAGCUAAGGUUGCCGUCGUUUACCCUCCUCAACCAUACCAGUUCGGCUAUGAGUCUGUCGACGAGUACGGAACCAAGCAGGCCCGCCACGAAGUUUCGGAUACUUACAACAACAAGAAGGGUUCAUACUCGUUCACUGAUGCUCGUGGUCUUGCCCGCCGCGUCGAUUACGUUGCCGAUGCCGCCGGUUUCCGCGCCACCGUCAACACCAAUGAACCUGGAACCGCUUCAUCUGCUCCAGCUGGUGCCCUCUACAAUGCCGCGCCCCUUAAGGCUGUGGCUACCGCCCCUCUCGCUGUCAAGGCAGUAGCGGCCGCCCCUGUGGCCGUCGGCCCCAUUGCCGCCCACGGUUAUGGACACUACUAACCUAUUUUCAAGCCGUUUUCUAGAAUAUUCUCUAGAACCCCAUAGUUCUGUGAUACUUACGUCUCAAACUUCUUAGGUCUGUUGAGGAAACACUUUCGUUUCAUAUUCAAAUAAAUCGUUGUCGAUAAUUGUUACAAUCCUA
Varroa destructor (honeybee mite) is the source of this 1684-nucleotide messenger RNA. RefSeq lists its product as uncharacterized. The record is from RefSeq and is a predicted model, not a curated record. Gene Ontology annotation, cellular component: chitin-based extracellular matrix. Gene Ontology annotation, molecular function: structural constituent of chitin-based larval cuticle. NCBI's taxonomy places the organism in Eukaryota, Metazoa, Arthropoda, Arachnida, Mesostigmata, Varroidae.